Molecule: messenger RNA, 456 nt
Organism: Hibiscus syriacus
Lineage: Eukaryota; Viridiplantae; Streptophyta; Magnoliopsida; Malvales; Malvaceae
Product: polyadenylate-binding protein 2-like
Exons: 2
Coding region: 1-456 (151 amino acids)
Cellular component (GO): ribonucleoprotein complex
Molecular function (GO): RNA binding
Source: RefSeq, a predicted model, not a curated record
AUGGCUCAAAGCUUAGGGAAGGAAGGUGUUGAAGUUUCUUUGUUUGUGCAAAACAUUCCACCUAGUUACCAUUGGAGUGGGUUGAGACAAUUAUUCGGGAGACAUGGAGAUGUGAUUAGUUCUUAUAUCGCAAGAAAAAAUGAUAGAACAGGAAAGCGUUUUGAUUUUGUUAGAUUUUCUAACAGGGAUGAUUCAGUUAGAGCAGUCCAAAGAUUAAACGGAUUCUGGAUAGAACAAGGAUACAACGAUAGCGGGAAAAGUGCGGAGGUUUCUGCAAGGAGGACUCGGUUAGUUCAGGGGGAGGUUGAUGAGGACAUUGUUCGUAAGCUCCAGAAAAGUCUCGUAGGAACGAUGGUGGCAGUUUGUUCUUCGAGACAGGUGGAAGACAAACUACAAGCGGGAGGUUUAGGAGAAAUUAAGACAAAAUUCUUGGGAGGGAGAGACUACUCGUUGUAA